AUGCGAAAUGUGGUGAGCCUCGCCGUGGAGGCAUUUGGGUCCGGUGCAUGGCACGCUGUGGCGCCGGAUACCGAGUCGCGAGACAAUGUAUAUGCCGCGCGUGUUGUGCACGGUGACACUCCAUCCCUUGUCCAGCUCACGUUUGCACGGCUUUCCACGGCCACACAAGAAGAAGUAGCAUCGCUGGCGGUUGUCUCCGCGGCCACACGCGAUGAAUUGCUUGAUUUCACGCUUAUAUCCGAAGGCGGUGAGGCUGCCGAGCAUGGUCCUGCACUAUGCACAGUCACUGCCGGCGGUGACAUUAUUCUCUUGCCGCUGGAAACGAUGCGCGCAGACAUUGUGGGCUCCGUCGAGCAAGGACUCCUCGCAGCUGCAUGGAGUCCGGACGAAGAUGUCCUAGUCCUCAUCACAGCGCCGGAUGCACAAGGAGAGACGCGCAUUUUGCUCAUGAGCCGCGAGCUGCAAGUCCUGCACGAAACCGUGCUGCUCACAGACGAGUUUGGCGACGACCAGCCCGUGCACCUCGGCUGGGGCUCCAAGACGACCCAAUUCCACGGCUCCGAAGGCAAGCAGGCCGCCAUGGCCGCGGCCACCGCGAACAUUGGCCGCGGCCCACCCGUCGCGGAAGACGACGGGCUCGCGCGUAUUUCCUGGCGCAGCGACGGCGCCUUUUUUGUCGUCUCCUCGCUCGACCGCGAAAUGCGCCGCGUUUUGCGUAUAUAUACACGCACUGGCGCACUCAGCGCAACCUCGGAUCCGAGCGUGCGCGGCAUCUCGCACGUGCUUGCGUGCCGGCCCGUGGGCAAUGCGAUUGCCACUACCCAGCGCAUGGGCGUCGCACCCAGCGGCGAAGAGUGGCAGCCGGGCCGCAAUGGACGGCACGAUGUGGUAUUUUUCGAGCGCAACGGGCUGCGGCACGGCGAGUUUUCGCUGCGCGAAGAGAGCGGCGCGGCGCCGCAGGGCGUGAGUGCCGCGCCGAUUGCACCCUGGACGUAUGCCCACGCCGUCAAAGCGCUCGUGUGGAAUGCCGACGGCGCAGUAUUGGCCGUGCAUUUGGUGCGCGGCGACGUGCAUGUCGUCCAGCUAUGGACGACGGGAAACUACCACUGGUACCUAAAGCAAGAGUAUACGUUUUCAUCUGUGGCCCAAGUCGUGUGGCACCGCGAGGAGCCUUUGUGGCUUUACAUUGUGCACGCGUCUGCCAUUACACGCCGCAUUCUGGCGCAGGAAACGCUUGUGUCCCAGGGCGCGGCUUGUGUCGCGGUGCAGGAUGGGAAUGCUGUGCUGCUGACGCCGUUCCAGCUGCAGAAUGUGCCGCCGCCCAUGUGUGCGGUGUCUUUUGUAGACGACCCAGCGAUGGGUGUGCCGCUGCACAUGGGGUGGAACGCCCAAGCAACGCACGAUACACUUGCCGUUUUGUACCCCCGCGGACAUGUCUACCUCUGGCGUUUGGCGUACGGCGCGAUGCUUGUCACAGAGCGCAUCGCACACAUACGUGUAGACGAGGCGGCGUACCAAGUCGCCAUCGCCGGCGAUGCACUGGCCGUCCUCUCUGCCGCAGCGCUCCAUCUAGUCAAUGACGGCGCUCAAGUGUGCAUUCCCAUCCAAGCCGGACUGCACCGCCUCGUUCCUGUGCAUGGCAUGCGCGGUGCAUUUGCUUUGCACGACGCCGACGGCCAAGUGACGCUCUACGCCCAAGGAGCGCAGCCCGUAUCCCUCACCGCACUGGGGCGCUUCUGCGCCUCACUCUAUCUCUUUACACUCGCAGACAAGACAGUGAGUAUUGGGCUUGCGCGCGAUGGACAUCUUAUCGCCGCGACGGACGAGACGCGUAUCCUUGCCAAAGAUGCCAGCUCGUUUGCCGUGACAAACUGCUUGAUGGUCUGGACCACACACACGCACGAGGCGCGCUUCCAGCCCCUUGAGGCGCUCGCACACGAUGCCCAUACACUCGAGCUUGGACGCCGCAUCGAGCGAGGGAGUCGUAUCGUGGCUGCUGUCCCGAGCAACAUGGCACUUGUUUUGCAAAUGCCGCGCGGGAAUCUGGAGACCAUUUGUCCCCGGCCCAUGGUGCUUGACGUGGUGCGUGCCCGUCUGGAUAGCGGCGCAUACGGCGAGGCAUUGCGGAUCAGCAGGGCACACCGUGUAGAUCUGAAUAUCCUGCACGACCAUGCGCCGGAUGCAUUCCUCGCACAUGUCGACGAGCUGAUUGCACAAGUGAGCAAUGUCGACCACAUUAACCUUUUGCUCUCGAGUAUGCGCAACGACGACGUGACCGAGAGGCUGUACCGCCCGCUUGUCGCGCGUGAAGCGACCGGGUUUGCUUCGGAAAAGGUCAAUCGCAUUUGCGAUGCGUUCAUUGCCGCUUUGCCGCGCGCGGGCGAGCGGCGCUAUCUGUCCUCGCUGCUCACGGCGUACGUACGCAAAGACCCGCCGGACUACGAAGGCGGUCUGCGCGUCCUGGUCCAGUACAUGACCACCGACCUUGCAUUGGCCGAGGAGGCGUGCAAGUACAUUAUUUUCCUCGUCAAUGCCGAGCAAUUGUUCCGUGUUGCGCUGGGCAUGUACGACUUUGCGCUCGCUUUGCUGGUCGCGCAGCACUCGCAAAAAGAUCCACGCGAGUAUGUACCGUUUUUGCGCGAACUGCGUGCGAAGACGCCGCAGGCGUACCAACGAUUCGCCAUCGACGACCACCUCGGCCGCCAUGCCAAGGCAUUGUAUGCGUUGGCCGGUGCAGGACCGAGCUUUGCAGAGGAGGCAAUGGCGUACAUGGUGCGCCAUAAACUUUACCGCGAAGGGCUCGUUGCGUGGGCACAGGACGCACCGAAUCUGCGCAGGGCGUACGCGCUGUUUGGCGCCUACCUUGCAUCGCACCAGCGCGCCGCCGAAGCUGCGCCGGCGUUCCAGCUUGCGCACCAGCCGCUCGACGCGAUGGAAGCGUUCAAAGAGGCAGGCAUGUGGCAAGAGGCGCUCACGAUUGCCACCACCGAACAUGUGCCAGCACCAGCCGUGCAUGCGCUCGCCCAUGCGCUGGUCGAGCAGCUUGAAGCGCGCGAGAGCUACAAGGAUGCAGGGCGCAUUGCGCUCGAGUAUCUGCACGACACCGAGCAGUGCGUUGCGCUGCUUUGCCGCGCACAUGCACUGGUCGAAGCGCACCGCACAUGUGCAGCCCAGCACCGCAUGGACCUGCUCGAGACGCAUGUCCAGCCCGCUGCGAUGGAUGCACAGGCGGCGGCCAUGGAUGAGGCGGGCGAUAUGGAUGCGCAGCUCGGUAAGCAAGUCGCGCGCCUUGUCGAGCUCGAGGCGAAGAAGAAGAGCAACCCCUCUAGUUUCUACAUGGAUGAAACACUGCCGGGCCUGGAGAACAUCGACGUGAUGAGCGACACCAUGUCACAGCUUACACAGUUUACGCGGUACACCACGGCACCGAGCGUACAGACCCAGUCGACAUUGUCGCUGGCCACCAAGCAAACGGGCCGCUCGCGCGCAAAGCAGAAACGCGAGGAGAAAAAGAAGAAUGCGGGGCGCAAAGGGAGUAUCUACGAAGAAGGCUACCUUUACGAUUCUGUGCGUAAGCUGCUCACUUCACGCCUUGGCACAUUGCAGCUCGACAUUGCGCGGCUCUUGCCCGUCAUGACCGUGUUUGGCGGAGCGUACCGCACUGCUGCGAAGGCGUUGCAAGACCGCGUGCUCGCACUCGAAUCGAACUGUGCGGCUGCGUCAGACACACUCUUUGCGCAAUCUACGGCGCAAGACGCACAGCGCAUCGAGCAGGAGCAGGCGCUAGUAGCUGCCGUCGCGCAUUUGGCCCACCAGCCGAGCGAAGAAGGCGCAGCAACGCAAGCACUUACCGCGCUGUUCCAAUGGCGCGCUUCGGCGCGUGCACCGCUCCGCGAAAAAAUAGAGAUUGCGCGGGAGAAGUGGAAAGUGUAUUUGCUAGAGGAUCCGCACACAUAG
Molecule: messenger RNA, 3957 nt
Organism: Malassezia vespertilionis
Lineage: Eukaryota; Fungi; Basidiomycota; Malasseziomycetes; Malasseziales; Malasseziaceae
Gene: ELP1
Product: Putative elongator complex protein 1
Exons: 1
Coding region: 1-3957 (1318 amino acids)
Biological process (GO): tRNA wobble base 5-methoxycarbonylmethyl-2-thiouridinylation
Cellular component (GO): cytosol; elongator holoenzyme complex
Molecular function (GO): tRNA binding
Source: RefSeq, a predicted model, not a curated record